UCUUUUCCUGUUGAUCAUAGGAUGGAAUGACAAUGUCAGACCAAAUGGAUCUCCUUAAUGAGCAAGUUAAGAUGCUUGCUGGAGAGAUUGCAUUAAGCACCAGUACUCUAAAACGUCUGGUAGAGCAAUCCGUGAAUGAUCCCGAGAGUUUGAAAACUCAGAUUCAGAACUUGGAGCAUGAGAUCCAAGAAAAGAAAAAACAAAUGGGAGUUUUUGAACAGCGCGUUGUUGAGAAUGGUGAAGCUUCAGUUGCUAACGCAUCAUUUGUUGAGAUGCAGCAGACAGUCAUGAAAUUGAUGGCCCAGAGUAGUGAGAAAGAUUGUGAACUAGAGAUUAUAAUUGCGGACAAUCGUAUACUCCAGGAACAACUGCAGAACAAGUGUGCUGAAAACAAGGAGUUGCUAGAGAAAAAUAUUUGCCUGGAACAGCAAAUAGCUUCAUCCUCUUUGGCCAAAUCGUUAUCCUCUUCCAGACAGAGCCUAUCUGAUGAAUAUGCUGAUGAAUUGAGAAAGAAAAUGCAAUAUAAGGAAAUCGAGAAUGAGAAACUGAAGCAAGAACAUGUUCAGAUUUUAGAGGAGAAUAGUGGAUUGCGUGUCCAAAAUCAAAAACUGUCUGAGGAAGCAUCUUAUGCUAAGGAACUAGCCUCUGCUGCUGCAGUUGAACUGAAGAAUUUAACUGGUGAAGUUACCAAGCUAUCAUUGCAUAAUGCAAAACUUGAAAAAGAAUUACAAAUUUCUCGUGAGAUGAUGAACUCUAAAAAUGGCAGUAAUCGCAAAUACAGUGAUGGCCAGAGGCCUUUUCGCAGAGGUCGGCUCAAUGGUCGAGCAACUGAUGUUUCUGGAGUAUACCGUGAUGACUUUGACUCUUGGAACCUUGAUCCCAAUGAUUUAAAGAUGGAAUUGCAAGUAAGGAAACAACGAGAAAUUGCUCUUGAGGCUGCCUUGGCUGAGAAGGAAUUUUUGGAAGACGAGUACAGGAAAAAGGUUGCUGAGGCCAAGAAAAGGGAGAUGUCUCUGGAGAAUGAUUUGGCAAACAUGUGGGUUCUUGUUGCUCAAUUAAAGAAAGAUGGGAGUGUUAACCCAGAUUCAAAGAUUAAUGAGAGGCAGAAUGAUAACAGAGACCGUAUAAAUGAUCUAAAAUUGGAGGAUACUGACCUUAGGGAUCCAAUCCUCAAAGGUCAGCAAGCUGAAGAUCAUACAACCCAACUUUCCGACAUUUCCAAGGAAGAAUCUCUUGUUGUCCGCUUGAAGGCCCGGAUUCAAGAGAUUAAGGAGAAAGAACUUGGUUGCACUGGGAAUGGAGAUGCAAAUUCGCACGUCUGUAAAGUAUGUUUUGAAUCACCUGCAGCUUCAAUGCUUAUUCCUUGUCGCCAUUUUUGCUUUUGCAAACCUUGUUCACUUGCAUGCUCUGAAUGUCCAAUCUGCCGAACUAAUAUUGCAGAUAGGAUUUUUGCCUUUACUUGACACCCAUCUAGAAAAAAAGGGAUUUGUCAUUAUUCGUCUGCUUGGUAUUUUCCUCGAGGGUUUUUGAUACCAUUUCAUUAGUUAAAUUAUAUGUAACUUGUUAAAUGGUAUAUCAUUGUUUUCUCCCUGAGAAAUGCGGCCGGGCCCUGGAUGUGUGUUUGAACAUGGUAAAUUUGAAGUUCGCAGGUGCAUCGUGAUGAUUUCUCCGAGCUUGUAAUGUACAGAACGGUACAUAUCUUGGGUAAUGUUACCCAACUUACCGUAGAUGCAGUAAUGAACUGAAAAAAGUGGUUUUGAUUUGUUUAGAGGACAUAAAGGAAAAGACUUUCUAGUCCAAAGGCAUGUAGGUGCUUUUCACCAAAAAAUGCCCGUCAUUGUGAAAGAAGGUCCAACUACAGAGUGAGUUUUUGUGGAAGCACACAUGAUUGUGAGAUGAGAAUGAGACAAGGAGCAUGUAAAUAAUUCACUUUGAUAGGAAGGAUUAGAUAGUUCUAAAUCGUAUUUAAAGGUUAAACCAAAUUAAAAUUGUUUAUAAUACUGUUUAA
Messenger RNA from Olea europaea var. sylvestris, 2008 nucleotides. Its product is annotated as kinesin-like protein KIN-7D, mitochondrial. NCBI's taxonomy places the organism in Eukaryota, Viridiplantae, Streptophyta, Magnoliopsida, Lamiales, Oleaceae. The record is from RefSeq and is a predicted model, not a curated record. The transcript is spliced from 9 exons. The coding region runs from base 27 to 1463 and encodes 478 amino acids.